UCCUCCCGUAUCACCGAUUUACUAACAGACAUAUCAGACGGGAUGUCACUCCACUUCCUAAAACUCAAUCUAUCCAAAACUGAGCUCAUAAUAUUUCCUCUCCCACAUGCCUCUUCCCCUGAUUUCUCGGUCAGGAUCAAUAGCACCAAUAUCAACCCAUCCCUGCCAACCAUUCAGUGUCUGCUACCCCUCUCUGCCAAUCCCUCCACUGACCUCCAUUCAGUGUCCUCGACCCCUCUCUGCCAAUCCCUCCACUGGCCUUCAAUCAGUGUCCUCCACCCCUCUCUGCCAAUCCCUCCACUGACCACCAUUCAGUGUCCUCCACCCCUCUCUGCCAAUCCCUCCACUAGCUUCCAUUCAGUGUCCUCCACCCCUCUCUGCCAAUCCCUCCACCGGCCUCCAUUCAGUGUCCUCCACCCCUCUCUGCCAAUCCCUCCACUGGCCUUCAAUCAGUGUCCUCCACCCCUCUCUGCCAAUCCCUCCACCGGCCUCCAUUCAGUGUCCUCCACCCCUCUCUGCCAAUCCCUCCACUGACCUCCAUUCAGUGUCUGCUACCACUAUCUGCCAAUCUCUCCACUGGCCUCCAUUCAGUGUCCUCCACGCCUCUCUACCAAUCCCU
Molecule: messenger RNA, 619 nt
Organism: Staurois parvus
Lineage: Eukaryota; Metazoa; Chordata; Amphibia; Anura; Ranidae
Source: the annotation of a GenBank genome assembly